AGGUUAAGUUCGUCUAGCAGUGAUCAUGUUACUUGCUAUUAUCAUUUGUUUAUUUUGCAACACAUCUUCGUUAGCAAGUAAGAUCAUUCAAUCGGAAAGAGUGGCAUUACGAAGCGAGGCCGUUCCACAGAGUAAUAAAGGUUCAGAUAGGAUCGUGGGAGGUCGUCUCGCAACAUGUGAGGAGUUUCCCCAUCAGGUCAGCUUCGUCGUUAACAACUCUUACUUCUGCGGAGGAUUUAUCGUCAGUAAUCGAUUCAUACUGACAGCUGCACAUUGCGCUCAAAACGUUGACCCAUCAACUGUAUUACUUCGUUCGGGAAGCACUUUUCGACAGAACGGUACGAUUAUACCAAUAGCUGAAGUUAUUCCUUAUCCUGGAUACAAUAAGCCUCUAUUUGACAAAGACAUCGCCGUAAUGAGGACUGCAAAAGACAUAGAGUUCAAUUCCUGCACACGACCGAUAGCGUUACCUUCAAGAGGAAAACCGUUGCGGGCUGGAAAUACUAUGACUGUUAGUGGAUGGGGUCGGACUCGGCAAGGCGCUUCAACAUUACCGGAUAGAUUGAUGGCUGUUGAUUUAAAUUUAGUCAGUCGUUCUAGAUGUCAAUCUGCCUACAGCCCUUUGCGGAUCACAGAGAAUAUGCUUUGCGCCGGAAACUUCUUCUUAGGAGGGAAGAGUACAUGCCAGGGUGAUUCAGGAGGGGUAGGUACUGUUGAUGGUGUAGCACGUGGCGUGGUAUCUUUCGGCCGGGGGUGCGGGCAGCGGUUUUCUCCAAGCGUGUUUGCGAACCUCGCCUCACCGAACAUGAGGGACUUUAUCAAGUCGCACACGGGAUUAUAAACUUCAAUUUUAUUAACUUUCCUUAUUAUAUGUUUUCGCAGUUUUAACUUAUAUUUUAACCCUUUUUUAGAUGAUAGCUGUUGAGUUAAGCAAUAUAUGGAAUUUUAAGUAAAAAAUUAUAAAAUUUGUCUUAGCUAAAUAAUGGAUUUUACUAUGAAUAUGUUAGGUAUUUAUACAAUUACUUGUAGAUAUUCUCCAGCGGUGACAAUUGCAGUUAAAUUGUGUCAGGAGCUGCAAAGAUGGCCAAGCGCCAAGUGCGCUCUUAACAAAACUAUUUAAUGGUUAGUUCGAAGAGCUCUUAAGAGGAACGUACUGUUACUGCAUAUAUCUUACUUCUUACUUAUAUUAUAAAUGCGAAAGUUUAGAUGGAUAGAUGGAUGUUUAUUAGAGUUUGUAGCC
Papilio polytes (common Mormon) is the source of this 1240-nucleotide messenger RNA. RefSeq names its product trypsin-2-like. Gene Ontology annotation, biological process: proteolysis. Lineage: Eukaryota; Metazoa; Arthropoda; Insecta; Lepidoptera; Papilionidae. Gene Ontology annotation, molecular function: serine-type endopeptidase activity. The record is from RefSeq and is a predicted model, not a curated record. The transcript has 5 exons. The coding region runs from base 26 to 841 and encodes 271 amino acids.